AGUAGCGAUAAGAUAUUACAUAUUACGUAAUCAUCUACUAUUUGUCAUGGCAAUUCUAAUAAAAGUUGAAAUGGAGGAUGCGGUUUCUUCCUCAUGUUCAUACAUUUAUUUGAAAAAAUGCUAUUCAAUACAACUAAUAACAGUGACAAGGACUUUAUAUUAAGUGGAAUAAUAGAGGCAUAGUAACAAAAUGUUUGAAAUAUCGAGAAAGUUUAUUGGUGUUGGACUGACUUGUUUUGGAAUUCUUUGUAUAUUACAAGCAACAUCAGAUUUUAAUAUAAAACAUUUAUCAGUAGGAAACGUACUUUUUAUAAGUGGUUUAGCAUGUGUUAUUGGAUUAGGGAGGACAUUGGGAUUUUUCUUUCAAAGCCAGAAUGUAAAAGCAUCACUUUCAUUUUUUGCUGGCAUAAUUGUAGUUCUAGCAGGUUGGCCUUCUGUAGGAAUGCUUUUUGAAACGUAUGGGUUUAUUUUAUUAUUUAGUGAAUUCUUCCCUGUGCUGGUUGCAAUAAGUAUAUUAACAGAUGGAGGCACAACUGAGGGAAUAUUCCCCUUGUAUUUAAUAUUAGUAUGUUUUAUAUGUGUGUUUCUUUGCAAGAAUCAGACAAAGAAACAAACUUUAUCUCAGCAGGGGCGGUUUAAGGUUCCCAACCGACAUAAAAAGAAAAACCGUUUAACAAACGUAUUUUAUUACGGUCUUGUUUUAUUAUUUGCAUUGAUUUUUUAUAAACUUGAACUUUAUUACUUAGUUUACUUACUACUUACUUACUUACUUUUCAAGUUGAUCUUUUGAAUUGUAGUUAUUUUAAUGAGGCUCAGAC
Agrilus planipennis (emerald ash borer) is the source of this 818-nucleotide messenger RNA. RefSeq lists its product as uncharacterized. Gene Ontology annotation, cellular component: endoplasmic reticulum; membrane. Lineage: Eukaryota; Metazoa; Arthropoda; Insecta; Coleoptera; Buprestidae. The transcript has 4 exons. The record is from RefSeq and is a predicted model, not a curated record. Gene Ontology annotation, biological process: endoplasmic reticulum to Golgi vesicle-mediated transport; retrograde transport, endosome to Golgi. The coding region runs from base 191 to 790 and encodes 199 amino acids.